This is a messenger RNA of Lottia gigantea (owl limpet), 993 nucleotides long. RefSeq lists its product as hypothetical. Gene Ontology annotation, biological process: G protein-coupled receptor signaling pathway. The transcript has 2 exons. The record is from RefSeq and is a predicted model, not a curated record. NCBI's taxonomy places the organism in Eukaryota, Metazoa, Mollusca, Gastropoda, Lottiidae. Bases 1 to 993 code for a protein of 330 amino acids. Gene Ontology annotation, cellular component: membrane. Gene Ontology annotation, molecular function: neuropeptide Y receptor activity.
AUGGUGAACAUUUCCAGUGAAGUUGGCAAUAUCUCGGGGGAACUUGUGAACAAUACAGCUACCGAAGAAGUACCUUUUUUCUUUAUUAAUCAAACUUCUCAAAUUGUAUUAAUUCUAUUAUAUACGGUCACUGUGAUGUUGGCUAUAUGCGGGAAUGUGCUGGUCGUUGUUGUCUUCACCAAGGGAAAAGGGUGUCGCACUGAUAUUCGACCAUUCCUCAUCAAUCUUGCUGUUGCAGAUUUGAUCAUGGCGGUGUUUUGUUUGCCUUUCACAUUCUCAGCUACAAUGUUAAGAACGUGGAUAUUCUCAAAACCGAUGUGUCCAGUUGUUCUAGCUUUGCAGCAUUUAUCAGUAUCUGCAAGUGUGUUCACGAACAUGGCCAUAGGCACAGACCGUUUUUUGGCAGUGACGUUUCCACUGCGGUCACGAUUAGCAGCGUCCAGAGCUAAAUUGUUUCUAGUGGCUAUCUGGAUAUUUUCUAUAGGCCUUGCUUCUGUGCAACUGUUUGUAAGCAGGGCCAAUGAUGUGUUUUUUGCGGAUUAUCAUUUCAUUGUCUGUGAUGAAAUAUGGGAAACAGAAAACGCUCGGAGAACUUUCACAUUGUUUGUACUUUUUAUUACGUAUAUUAUUCCGUUAUGUAUUUUAUCUGUAACUUAUAGUAUUGUGGGAAUAUUGUUAUGGCGACGGACAUCUCCAGGAAAUGCCGACCAGACUAGAGAUACUAAUCAACUACAAUCCAAGAGAAAGGUCGUUAAAAUGUUAAUCAUAAUCAUUUUGAUGUUUGGUUUAUGCUGGUUGCCUCUACAUACAUUCUUCCUCGUCAUAGAUUUUAAUCCCGAGUUGCUCAAUUACAAGACCACAGCUCAAGAAGAAAUGUUUACUGCUAUUUAUUAUUGUGUUCAUUGGUUAGCCAUGUCCAAUAGUUUUGCUAAUCCAAUUAUUUAUGGCUUUUUAAAUGAAAGUUUUCGGGUAAGUAUUCAUAUUCAAUUUUGA